Corylus avellana is the source of this 1736-nucleotide messenger RNA. The record is from RefSeq and is a predicted model, not a curated record. Lineage: Eukaryota; Viridiplantae; Streptophyta; Magnoliopsida; Fagales; Betulaceae.
AAUUCAAUUGGACCAGCCUUUAACGAACCCAUAAGCAAUCUCUGCACAUUCAUUCGAUCUCCUCUCCAACCCUUUUCUAACCAUAAACCCUGAUCACAUAGAGAAAUACACCUAUACUACUCACCAUCAGUCUCUGCUUGCCAUGGGUUGCUCCUCAUCUCUUCCAGAUAGGACUUCUGGGCGUUUGGCUGGCCCGAACAUCGAGAAUGGCGGAGCGCCCGACCCGAAAAAUCUUCGCGUGAAGCUGGUUUUGUUAGGUGAUUCUGGUGUUGGUAAAAGCUGUAUUGUUCUUCGCUUUGUUCGUGGUCAGUUUGACCCAACAUCCAAGGUAACUGUUGGAGCUUCAUUCUUAUCACAGACAAUAGCUCUGCAAGACUCCACAACGGUUAAGUUUGAAAUAUGGGAUACUGCUGGCCAAGAGAGGUAUGCUGCAUUGGCACCACUUUACUACCGAGGUGCUGCAGUUGCAGUUGUUGUGUAUGAUAUAACAAGCCCAGACUCAUUCACCAAAGCACAAUAUUGGGUUAAGGUUGAUUUUUCAGAGAUUGAGUAGUAUUAAUUAUUAUUUCGCGUUUGCUCUAUUAUUUACUUAUAUCUUAUGAAAACUUUUCUAUUUCCUUGAAAACUUCAGUGUGCAAAGGGUUUGCUGGAAAGGGUAAAAUUUACAAUAACCUUUUUCAUGAGGGUAUAAAUGACCUUCAUGUUGAAGUUACAUUAAGGGUUAAGCACCUAGUUUUGAAUUGAAGUAUGGGUCAUAAUUUAUUUUUCAUUGAAGGUCAAAACCUCUUAAAAUUUUGAAAUAUUAAUAGAUUUUUUGAUGGCUCAAUAUCAACAAGAAAUGCCAAUUGCAUGUUUUGGACUAAUUAGUGUGUGAAUGGAAUCCGUCUAAUGUUACCGGCACAUAGCAAUGAACUUUUGAUAUUACUAAUUUAUUAGUGGGGAAAACUUGAUGAUGCUUCACAUACUGCUUGAAUAUGAUCUUGAUAUCUCUGAAUGUAUUACUUAAGUUUGUUAAUUGCUUCAUAAUAUGGUUGCUUGGUCUUGAUUGUCAAUAGUUUACAUUGGGAACGAUAUUUUAUUCUAGUAUAUUAUGGUUUUUCCUUUCAAAGUGUCUAGUUUAGUAUUUCUCUUAGAACCUUUCAUUACUUGGAAACUAUUCUUUUUUGUUUUUUUUUGCUCUAAUUUUUAAAUCAUCUAAUAGGGUCGAGGAUUUGAUAUUGCUCAGAAUUGUUAUCAGGACAAUUAUAACAAUGCAAGCAACUAUACUGUUAAUCUGUUAUGUUUUUGUUUUUGUUUUUUUGUUUUUAAAUAAAUAUAUUAUAAAGAUGCCACCAAACUAGGUUGUAAAGCCUCAGCAACAUGUUACCAAAACCUACCUUCAAAACCUGUCUCAUUCUGAAAUUGUUCUUAAUAGAAUAUGAGUUGGAUCCUAAUUAGGAACUUGAUUGAGUAUUAGUUGUCAUUACUGAAUUAACACAUAUUAUCUAUUUCUCUUCCUUCUCAACAAUUUAAUUUUCUCCUAAAGGCUUGCAGGUUUUUCAAUUGAGCUAAAUAUUGGUUUAUGUGUGUGUACACUUUUGUUUUUGGAUGAAUAAAAAUCUUUGUUUUGAUCUAUUAAAAACAUUGCUCUUAUUGGAUCCACUACGAGUUGCGAGAGCUGGGUUGAAAAAAAGAAAUAAAAUUAUAAAUAACUUCGAGAUAGAUAACUGGGUUGUUGUAUUGUCAAUGGACUCCAA